AUGGCUCAAAUUUUGCAAGCAAAAUCUCUUUCUAUCGAAGCUCACCUUAGACAAGGCAUGUCUGCAGCCAAAGUGGCAGCAAUUGUUGGGUUGUCUGAUACCACAAUCAAAAGACAUAGACAAAAAUUAGGGAUUCCUGCCUUUGAGGGCAAGGGUAGACCCACCCAAAUCAAUACAAUGCUUCCCUGCCAUAUUGUAGCAAGACAACUGUGCAGUGAGGGAUCCACUGUACAGCCUCCAGCAAUAAGAACAUUGUUAAAGGCAUCUGGCUUCACCUGUGAACAGGAGCAACCUCUGAAGAUGAAAUCAAACCCCACCAUUCAUAAGAAGUGCAUGGAAUUUGCCAGAAACUACAUAAAUUAUACAGUAGAAGACUGGAAGUUGGUAAUCUUCUCAGAUGAAUCUAAGGAUGCUUCUCCACCUGUCCAUGCUGGAGGACACAUCAUGGUAUGGGGAUGUUUUUCAUCCAAAGGGCACGACAAAAUAGUGAAGAUCGUGGAGAACAUGGACAGCCCAAAAUACGUGGCUGUUCUUCAGCAGGGCCUUCUGGAAACAUUGGAGGAGCAAAAUCUGAGCAAGUCAGAAAUCAAGUUUUUGCACGCAUACAGUAAGAACAAGCUGUACAAGCAUAAGAAGGCUGCCAAGUCUAUGAGAGAGCUGUAG
Phycomyces blakesleeanus NRRL 1555(-) is the source of this 663-nucleotide messenger RNA. RefSeq lists its product as hypothetical. The coding region runs from base 1 to 663 and encodes 220 amino acids. The record is from RefSeq and is a predicted model, not a curated record. Gene Ontology annotation, molecular function: nucleic acid binding. NCBI's taxonomy places the organism in Eukaryota, Fungi, Mucoromycota, Mucoromycetes, Mucorales, Phycomycetaceae. The transcript is spliced from 4 exons.